CCUGAAAAAUCCACAAACGAACCGGUGGCAUUUCGAAAGCAGCGAUAGAUACCCGUAUCCAAACCUAGAGAAAACCGGAAAAAACAGCAGAGCACGAACCGGAGGGGGGGAAAAUGGUAUCGGAUUCGGAGCUGAUCGAGCGGCUGCGGGAAUUCCUGAGCACGUCGGACCUGAACACGACCACAACUGCUAUCGUACGCCGGCGGCUCGAGCAGGAGUUCGACAUCGAUUUGUCGGAUAGGAAGGCGUUUAUCAGAGAACAGGUCGAUGUUUACAUGCAGAGCCAAUUCGAAAGUGUAGCCAAUAAUGAAGAUGAAAUUAAUGAUGAAGGAGCGGCGGAAUUGGCGGAGGAGGAAGAGGAGGAGGAAGAAGUAGAAGAAGAAGAGGAAGGAGAAGAAGAAUCGGUUUCCUCUAGUAACCCAAAAGCUUCCACCAAAAAACGAUCUAAAAAGAAAAAGGAGGUCAAGAAAAGAAGUGGAGGAGGAGGGUUUACCAAGUUAUGCACCCUUUCCCCAGAGCUUCAGAAAUUUACGGGAGUACCUGAAUUGGCUCGUACCGAGGUUGUGAGGCAGCUGUGGAGUUAUAUUAAAGAGAACAAUUUGCAAGAUCCGUCAAAUAGGAGAACUAUCAUUUGUGACGAUACAUUGCGCAACCUUUUUGAGGUGGAUUCCAUAGAUAUGUUCCAAAUGAACAAGUCCCUGGCAAAGCACAUAUGGCCCUUGGGUUCUGAUAGUGCAGCUCCGGUGAAUGCUGCACCUGUAGAGAAACGGAAGCAAGAGAGAGAUGAAGAUGAAGAAGAACCAGAGAGAAAAGAAAAGCGUCCAAGGGGUGCAGCUUUUCUUGUUCCUCUAAAACUGUCUGAUGCUUUGGUGAAGUUUCUUGGCACUGGAGAAAGUGAACUACCUCGUUCAAAUGUUGUUAAGAGGAUCUGGGAUUACAUCAAGUUAAAUAACUUGCAGGAUCCGUCUGACAAAAGACAAAUAUUAUGUGACGAGAAGUUGAAAGAACUUUUUAACGUGGACACGUUCCAUGGGUUUACAGUUGCGAAACUCCUAACUGCUCAUAUCAUAAAGCCAGAAAAGUGAGUUGCUCGUAUGUAAUUCUGCACUGACAGCCAAUGAAGCACUCGUUUUUUUUUUCUUGUUUUUUCUUUUUUUUUUGGUCGAGUAAAGAUGUUGUAUGAGGCUGUCCUCGUUUUUGUUCUUCCCUUAAUUUAUAGCACAAAAGAAAGAUUUGAAAAAAAAGAAAAUCCAAAUUUCCCCUGUCAACUUCUUGAAAUGUCAUCUUGUAACUUCUCUCGGUGCUAAUCCACCUAUCUAAUGAGAAAUGUAAUUACAUUGUAUCACUGUAUUGCUCUAAUUCUCAUUUCACAUUUUCAUGUUUCUUCUAUUCGAUAAGACUUGAAGUUUUUGAAUUGUAGUGAUAUACAGACGUAACGUAUUUUACGGAA
Molecule: messenger RNA, 1450 nt
Organism: Erythranthe guttata (spotted monkey flower)
Lineage: Eukaryota; Viridiplantae; Streptophyta; Magnoliopsida; Lamiales; Phrymaceae
Source: RefSeq, a predicted model, not a curated record